UAGAACCGAUACACCCGCUGGAUCUUUCGCAUGGAAAGUGCCCUCCCACGAAGCCACGAUACGGAGCCAUACCCCUCCGAUUUCGGCGCCGUGGUGUGUGUGACCUGUGUUGAGCUGUUUUCUGGCGGAGUGUGAAAUGGUGGAUUUCCCGGAAGGGUUGCGACGGCUCGCUGGUCUCCUACUCAAGUGCUGCGAUCUUGACAUACCAAAUCGGCCCAAGGGCCUUGAGGAUCCUGAGCGUCUGGCAAGGGAAACAGUUUUUAGCGUAAAUGAGAUUGAGGCAUUAUAUGAAUUGUUCAAGAAGAUUAGUAGUGCCGUGGUUGAUGAUGGUGUGAUUAAUAAGGAAGAAUUCCAACUGGCGCUGUUUAAGACUAACAGGAAAGAUAGCAUGUUUGCUGACCGGGUGUUUGAUUUGUUCGACACGAAGCACAAUGGGAUUCUCGAAUUUGAAGAAUUUGUGCGAGCUCUUUCUGUAUUCCAUCCUAAUGCACCAGUUGAUGACAAAAUUGAUUUUGCUUUCAAACUGUAUGAUCUCAAACAACAAGGUUUCAUUGAAAAACAAGAGGUGAAGCAAAUGGUGGUUGCCACACUUGCUGAAUCAGGAAUGAACCUAUCUGAUGAGGUUAUAGAGGGUAUUAUCGACAAGACAUUUGAGGAAGCAGAUACAAAGCAUGAUGGCAAAAUCGACAAGGAGGAAUGGCGCAAUCUUGUCUUGAGGCAUCCAUCUUUGUUGAAGAAUAUGACACUCCCAUAUCUAAGGGAUAUUACCACAACAUUUCCAAGCUUUGUCUUCAACUCUCAGGUCGAGGAUGCUUGAGAAUCCAGUUUCUAGGUUACCACUGAAGCUUGUGAGAGGCCACGGCAGACCAUGUCGUAGGUGGACCUUGUGUAUUUUUAUUUGUUUAUUCCUUUUUGGUGAUAUCCUUGUGCUUGGAACAAUUCUUGUAAUUUUUUCACUUCUUCAAAAUGUGAAUUCCCAUCAAUCUCCUCGUGUGAGGGUUCUUCUUUUGUAUAUACCUGAGUAUAAACUAGAAUUAAUUGUUCCUUAUGUAUAAACGCUCUUCAGAUACCCAGUUGCCUGUGCGAGUAGCAACUGAAAAGCACUAGUUAUAUCCAUAUUUUUAUAGUUUUACUGUUUCGUUCA
Messenger RNA from Hordeum vulgare subsp. vulgare (domesticated barley), 1144 nucleotides. Its product is annotated as calcineurin B-like protein 6. Gene Ontology annotation, biological process: calcium-mediated signaling. NCBI's taxonomy places the organism in Eukaryota, Viridiplantae, Streptophyta, Magnoliopsida, Poales, Poaceae. The record is from RefSeq and is a predicted model, not a curated record. Bases 137 to 817 code for a protein of 226 amino acids. Gene Ontology annotation, molecular function: calcium ion binding; kinase binding. The transcript is spliced from 9 exons.